CAAGAUGGCCUGGGCCCGCCUGGCCCUCCUGCUGCCCCUGUUGCUGCUGCAGAUUGACCAGGCCUAUGAACGAGAUAAAGAUAUGUAUGAAGUAUGUGGACGUCCAAAGCUCAGACCCCGGGAUUUCACCAUAGAACCCCGGCGUGGACGUUGGCCAUGGCAAGCUAGCCUUUGGUAUAAAGGCAAGCACUGGUGUGGUGCCACCCUAAUCCAGCCUGAAUGGAUAAUAACAGCUGCCAGCUGCUUCCGAUUGUCCAAUGACACUUGGGAUUACAGUGUGAUGAUUGGUUCUGUCUAUGCCUACCCAACCACUCGCUUCAUGCCCACAUUUCUACAGCACCGAGAAUACUACCCCAAGUUCACUCCCUGGACCCUCACAGAAACUGCAAGAACAAUGCCUCUUAGACAAAAUUUCAAAGCAUCAUCCCCAUCCCAGGAAAUCUAUCAGGGACUUCGGAGAAGGAAGUCAGUUCAAUUCAAACUGGUGUUUUUCAGACUGGUGGAAUCCCUAGAAGGUUCCAUGGAACUUCGGGAGGGAAGAGUGAAAAUUACUGACUUAGACAGGUAUGAAAAUGUCCAAGGUCCCCUGGGGCAGCUCUCAGACUCUGAAACCUACCGCAAUGACAUGCUUUGUGUACUCACGCCGUUAUAUCCAGCUGAAAGAUGUGUGGGCGACCAAGGUGGCCCCCUAAUAUGUCAGAUUCAGGAUGUCUAUUACCAGUUUGGGAUCAUGAAUUGGGACCGUGGCUGUAUGGCAGCAAUCAAGACCAAGACUUUCACCAGUCUUGCCCUUUACAGUGCCUGGGUUGAGAAAAUAAUCAGCAGCAGCACCACGCUGAGUCCAUUCAAGUUCACUCUCCUUGCCUUGCUUCUACCCCAAGCUCUUCUAGAGCACUUCUGAGCACAUGCUUAGUUCUUCCUCCUUGAGGCUUGGCUAAGUACAGCUAAGUACAGUACUUGGCUAAGACUGCCAUAUCCAGGGCUCUUACCUCCUUUACUCACUUGAAAGGAUGUAUGAGGGCCCCUAUUUCCUGGGAUGGGGAAACACAUACCAGGUUCAGAGAAAUAAGUGGUGCAAGAGAAGGUAGGGAUGGGGAGAUUGUCAGGACCAUUUGUCUUUCUGCCAAGAGGUCCUUUUGGAGAGUGGCUUACAGUGGCAAUAAAAUGUUAUUGAUUUCAACAUUGAUUAUACUGACGAUAACUUCCUGGUAGGGAGUGUAGGGACAGAACUUGGAGGAAUGCCCAAGCCUGAGGAGAAAGCCAGGUAUCACUGGUGAGAAUUCUGGGAGGGGAGUCUAAGUCAAGGUUGUGUGAUGGCCAAGCAAGAGUAUUGGAACUUGGGGUCUUUUACAAGAUGACCCAGUAUUCAUUUAGGGAAAUAGCUUCCUUCAAAAGUAGUUUCAAUGGGCCUCGUGCUAGAGGCAAAAGGAUUGAUCUAACUGCAAAGAUGAAACCCUCAUAUGAGUCUUUGGCAGUAGAGUUGGAAAAUACACAGGAGCAAAACUACCACAGGUGUGGCUACAGGGGUGGAGAGUAAUCAAGGAGGAAGUGAGGAAGUGAGGUAGAAACUUGGUCCCUCUUCUUCCCUUUCCACCAUGGCAGGACAGAAGCUUAGUAAAGACUGAGCUUUUCCCUCUUCCAUCCACUUUAUUCUCACCCUGCUCCAGACAUAGCACGCCAGCUGUGACCUGAUCCUUCUUUUUGAGAGCAAAGGUGGAGAGCUAGAAAUGGCAAGGAAGAUGACUAUGGACAGGACUAUAGGACAAGGCAAUAUGGAAGAGAGUGGACAUAAGCAGGUACUUCCAGGAUAAAGAGCUGAAGA
Phascolarctos cinereus (koala) is the source of this 1822-nucleotide messenger RNA. Lineage: Eukaryota; Metazoa; Chordata; Mammalia; Diprotodontia; Phascolarctidae. The record is from RefSeq and is a predicted model, not a curated record.